CUCACAGUCCAGGCCCACUUCUUCUUCGUCGCUAACGCGUAGCUCCCUCCUCCUCCCUGUCCCGCGGCAGGCGACACGGCGGUCCCUGGUGCGUUGCUACUUGCCAGCACCCAGCGGGCAAUCGCUAACCGCGCCGGAUGCCGGAUGCCGCCUGCCCCAGCCACCACGCUUGCCUCCUUCAACUCCCUCCUCGCGUCGCUAGCGCGCUCCGGCCGCCCCGCGCAGGCGCUCUGCACGUUCCGGGACAUGCUUGCGCGGGGCGUCCGGCCGGACCAAUUCACCUUGCCCCCCGUGCUCCGCUCCUGCACGCUCACAGGCGACGCGGGCCUAGCCUCCACCUCCCACGCGCUCGUCGUCAAGCUCGGCGCCCAGGAAAACCUCUUCGUGGCGUCUGCGCUCGUGCUCUGUUACGCGGGCCUGUCGAACCUCCCGGACGCCCGGAGGCUGUUCGACGGAAUGCGCGAGCGGGACGCGGUCCUGUGGACUUCCAUGCUGUCCGCCUACGCGCAGGGAGGGGAACCAGACGCGGCGCUGCGGUUCUUUGGUAGCAUGGUGGCAGCAGGGAUGGAGCUGGACGCGGUGGUCAUGGUCAGCCUGCUGCUCGCUUGUGGGCAGCUCGGGUGGCGCCGCCAUGGAAGAAGUGUGCACGCCUGCUGUGUUCGGAGGUUCCUAGGGAUGCCACUGUCCCUUGGCAACGCACUUGUGGACAUGUACGUCAAGUGUGGGGACUUUGCAUUCGCCGAGAGGGUGUUUGCUGGGAUGCCUAGACGGGAUGUUAUCUCGUGGAGUGCUCUGAUCCUUGGUCAUGGUUUGAAUGGGCAUUCUGAUGUUGCAUUGAGAUUCUUCGAUAGAAUGGAAGCUGAAGGAAUCCGACCGAACUCAGUUACUUUUCUUGGGGCAUUGUCAGCUUGUGCACAUUCAGGCAUGGUGGACAAAGCGUAUGCAAUCUUAAAGGGGAUGAAACUGUGGGGUAUUGAGCCUGAACUGAAACACUACUCUUGUAUGGCUGACACGCUUGGGAGAGCAGGGCAUGUUGUCGAGGCUGUGAAGCUCAUAGAGGAAAUGCCUUUUGAGCCUGAUGAGGCCAUUCUUGGAGGUGUACUGGCAGCCUGCCGAGUGCAUGGAGAAAUGGAGUCUGCUGAAUGGGUUUCAAAGAGAUUGAUGGACAUGUCUCCUGGAAAGAGUGGCUACUAUAUGAGCUUGGCAAACAUAUAUUCAGAUGCUGGGAGGUAUAGUGAUGCAGAGAGAAUAAGAGGCUUGAUGAAAGAAGUUAAAGUCAACAAGCUUCCUGGACAUAGUUCAGUAGAAUUAGAUGCUGAUAGGUUCCAUAUAAUGAGCAAUUGAGUCUGAAGUGCUUGAACAAAAUCUACUCUGUUGGGGCACACACCUCACUACUGCAGUGUAUGCAUUAAGUUAAAGGGUAAAGAGAAAAGAGUACGUCAUACAAUAGUGGAAGAAAGAGGGAAUGAGAUGCAUUGGCAACUCAGUGCGAGUAUACACUAUACAAUAGUUAGGCUCAGUGUUUCGUGUUACUGUAUUGUGCUAAAAUGUGAGGAAGCCACUUCUUGAGAUGAUAUGGAUAGGUUGAUAGAGAUAAAGCAUUAUGGUCACAAAUUGAAAUCACACAAUCUUUCAGUGUCUUUAAGAAAGGAGAAAGGGACUGUCCACUAUGUGUGGUUUGGAGGUUAUCACAGCUUUUGAAACUGACAUAUGGCCUCCAGGUCUGUGGACACAUGAGCAGAAAUGUUUGGUCAUGAGUCAAGACUCACUCUAUGUUCACAAGUGGAUGCCACUGUUGUGGGUUUCUUUGCUGAUCUGUUCUCUGUCACAAACCUUGUCUUACUAUAGGACACGAGAUGGUAAAAUCUAAAAUGAUAGCUAAAGAGGGUUCUAUUGACUAAGUUCGUCACUUAGUCUUAUAUGUAGUAGCUAAUAGACAUCUCAAGCACUUAGUCUUAUAUUGACUAAGAUGGCCUCAAUUUUUCUGGUGUAUUAAGUUUCUGCAUUGAUUCUUGAAUACUGCACAGUUCCUUGAUACAACUAUUACAUGAACCGAGAAGUAUCUGCAAUGUGAUAAUAUCUGUACAUGAACUCGUGAGGCAAAAGGUAUUGACUUUCUUUUUCACAAUAGUUUUCUCUGCA
Sorghum bicolor (sorghum) is the source of this 2142-nucleotide messenger RNA. RefSeq names its product pentatricopeptide repeat-containing protein At4g14170. NCBI's taxonomy places the organism in Eukaryota, Viridiplantae, Streptophyta, Magnoliopsida, Poales, Poaceae. The record is from RefSeq and is a predicted model, not a curated record. The transcript has a single exon. The coding region runs from base 145 to 1344 and encodes 399 amino acids. Gene Ontology annotation, molecular function: protein binding; RNA binding. Gene Ontology annotation, biological process: RNA modification.